GCAUGCAGGCUUCAGUAGUUGUGGCUCAUGGGCUCAAUAGCUGUGGCCUGCGGGCUGGGCUCUAGAGCAUAGGCUCAGUAGUUGUGGUACAUGGGCUUAGUUGCUCUGCAGCAUAUGGGAUCUUCCCAGGCCAGGGAUCGAACCCGUGUCCCCUGCAUUGGCAGGCGGAUUCUUAACCACUGUGCCACCUGGGAAGCCCUGGGCAAAAGAUUUGAAAUAGGCAUGUCACAUAAGAUGUCCAAAUGGCCAAUUAAUGUACAAAAGGAUGUUCAGCUUCAUCACUCAUCAAGAAAAUAUAUGAUACAAUACUGCUAACACCCACCAGAGGAGCAAAAGAUGAAAAAGACAAUACCAAGAGUCUGCAAAAAUGUGGAGCAACUGGAACUCUGCUCUAGUGCUGCUGAUGGUGUGUAUUGGUACAACCACACUGGAAAAAUGUUGAUCAGGGAAUCAUCAUCCAAGGACCUACCAGAGACCACCAGAAAACAUGGGGAGAAUUUUCCUCACAGGAGAAAAAGCCAAUUCAGUGUUAAAACGCUACCCAAGAGCUAAUGCAUUUUUUGAAGAAAUGAGACAGGGCAACAUUGAACGUGAAUGCAAAGAAGAAGUCUGCACAUUUGAAGAAGCAAGAGAAGCUUUUGAAAAUAAUGAAAAAACUAAGGCGUUUUGGAACACUUACACGAAAGCACAACAAGGAGAGAGCAACAGAGGAAGUGACUGGUUCCAGUUUUACCUUACCUUCCCAUUAAUCUUUGGCCUCUUCAUUAUCCUCCUUGUCAUUUUCCUAAUCUGGAGAUGCUUCCUAAGAAACAAAACUCGCAGACAGACAGUUACGGAAGGCCACGUCCCUUUCCCUCAGCACCUCAAUAUUAUCACCCCGCCUCCCCCACCAGACGAAGUCUUUGAUAGCAGCGGAUUGUCACCAGGCUUUCUGGAAUAUGUAGUUGGGCGCUCAGAUUCCGUCUCCACUCGCCUGUCCAACUGCGAUCCCCCACCGACCUACGAGGAAGCCACUGGCCAGGUGAACCUGCGGAGGAGUGAAACAGAACCUCAUUUAGAUCCACCCCCGGAGUAUGAGGACAUCAUCAACUCCAGCUCAGCCAGUGCCAUUGCUAUGGUGCCUGUGGUCACCACCAUCAAAUGAAACUGCUCACUUCUUUUUACUAUAAUCGUUUUUAAAAUACUAACAAAAGACCUUUCUAGCACUUUACCACUACAUAAAUGUGCAUCUGACUUAUUGGACUCUGACAGCAUACCACUUCACAUUCUCUGAUUUGAUUUUCAUGAGUUUUGUCUCCUACUCUAAAUUCAUUAUCCAUGCUCAUAUUUGCUAAUGGAAAUAUGUGAAGAGGGAAAAAUACUAGCGGAGGUCUUCAUGUGAGGGGAUGUACGCCUGUGCGUGCAUAUAUGUUUAUGUACAUAUGUACACGCACAUACAUGUGUUUGUACAUCAGCGCAGUAUAUGGGCAGCUGUCUUAAAAAGUCAUUAACAUCUAUCUAAAUCACCUGUAAAGUUAGAACAUUACUCACCAAAAUUGGGGCGGGGGGGCACCAACAAUGUGUGUAAUAGAUAGCAACAUGCUGUUCAAUGUUGAAAAUGAGAUGAACUUAGCAUGUUUUAUAAUUCUUACAGGCUUUUAUUAACCUGCAACUACCUUAAAAGGAAACAAAAAAAUUCAUGUAGUCAAUCACAACUUUAGGAACAUCUCAGAAGGAGACAGAGAAGGAAGGCACACUAAACGAUACCUUGCUCGUAGUGGACAGCAAGAAAAUCAUGGGUCCUUAGUGGCAUUUGGCUAGUUUCCUAGGAGGGAUUUUGUUGCUGUUAUUGACUGCCUCCCCCACAAAAAUUAAACAGUAUUUGCUUAGUAUCUUUGAAUGUCUCAUGCUAUUUGUAUUAACAUCUUGGUGGAAUGGAUUUCCCGGCAAAAGAAUAAUUUCUCAAGUAGAUACACAGAUUAAUGACAGGGAACGGAUGCAGAUUUCUCCUUAGCUCGUUGGCGACAGUAUUUUUUUCGCAUUGUUUCGCUGCCUUUUACUCUACUCCCUCUCCUACCACCACAGAAUCUUCAAGCACCUAAGAAUUUAGUUACAAUGCUUGAAAUUAUUUUCUUAAUGUUUUGGUAUAGAGUGACGCCUUUGUCUCAAGAUGAUCAGGAGGUAAUUUUCCACCAAAUUAAGAACUGUGAUUUUUAUAUUAUUCUCCAGUUGGUGUGCCAGGUGCAUAAUAAAUCUAGUUAUAGCUGCACACAGAUCUCAUUGUUGCUAUUUCAUUUUGUAUUUUCAUCACGUUUUUUUUUUUAGACCGCAGAUUUUUACUUUUCCCUUGGAGCAGGGGGAACAGGCUGUGAAUGAACUGCCAACAUAAACUGGCUCAGAAAGGAAAAAUAAAACAGUUAUACAUACACUGAUGGAAAACUCCCUGUAUCAGUCAGGGAAACGUCUGUGCCACUCCCAUGACUCCUUACUGUUGGAUACAAUGGUUGAUCAGGCAGAAGGAACGCAGGUUCUGGAAGUGUCAUACCCUGCUGCCUCCAUCUCCAUCCCCACCCAGACUCCCCCAAACCCAAGGAAGAAGGACUGCUGGGGAGGACCGUGAACUACGAGUCAGAUGACCUGAAUUCUAAUCCCACUCCGCCAUACACUUGCCAGGCUGCCUUGGGAGAGACCCAUAUGUGACCCUCAAAUUCCUCCCCUCUGAAACGGCAAUAGUAUCACAUGCCCUGCCUUUCUCCUGGGGCUUUCAAAGGAUCUAAUGAGAUGGUGUGCGUGAAAGUCAUUUGCAAGACAUGAAGCGCUUUCUAGGUGUAAGGCCAUAGCACUGUUCUCAUUGCUCUUAUGAAGGGAGAAUUUUCUCCCUCUGUUUCCCUAAAAUGUGUCUGAGUUUUCACAUAGUGAGAAAUAGAGUAGGCUGCUGCAUAACUGGCUAACGGGUUACUAAUCCGAGUGUGUGGGCUCUUAAACACCUGUCAUCCUCUGGUCUAUACCAAUACUGGGCCUACUUAGCUCACACAAACAGGAUUAAGCAACUGUUGGAAAGGGAACUAAGAUGUCUGUGUUUAGAUAAUAGGUUUUACAGCUUUCAUGGACUAAAAAUGAAUAAAUCUUGAACCUGGUCUCAACAGAAAUGACAAUAUUGUUUUGAAUUUGGCCAUGAGUACAUGGUGAUCUCUGGCUUCUAUUUAAAGCUGAGAGUGGGAGUGUUUGAGG
Hippopotamus amphibius kiboko is the source of this 3210-nucleotide messenger RNA. RefSeq names its product proline rich and Gla domain 1 (gene PRRG1). The transcript has 4 exons. Gene Ontology annotation, molecular function: calcium ion binding. NCBI's taxonomy places the organism in Eukaryota, Metazoa, Chordata, Mammalia, Artiodactyla, Hippopotamidae. The record is from RefSeq and is a predicted model, not a curated record. Gene Ontology annotation, cellular component: extracellular region. Bases 488 to 1144 code for a protein of 218 amino acids.